AUUGAAUUCUUUUAUAGAAUUAGUCAAAGGGGUUUUAAUCAUACAAACGAUUGGAAUCAUUAGUUGAUUACAUAAUAUUCAAACAUUUAAAUCAAUUAUUAUUAUUAUACAACAUUUAAUCGAUACAUAUGAUCAUUUAGCAACAACAACAACAACAAAAGAAGAGAAUACAAUGGUACAAUAUUGUGCAUAGCAACAGUUAUGUAAUAUUUAACUAACUAUAACAAUGUUACCAUGUAUAUUCCAUAUUGUCAAUAGUCAAAUAAUAAAUUAAUACCAGGAAAACCUAUUUCCUAAAACAUAAAUGCAUUUAGAAUAUUUUACAAUCGAAUGGAUUCUAUCAAAUAUAAUCUGGUUUAUUAUUAUUAUUUUAAAUCAUUUACAAUUCUAUUAUCAUUAUUUUAUUCAUAUUCAAUUCAUUUCAUUUAUUAUUGCUAAUCAUUUAUUACAUAAUAAUAACAAUAAUAAUAAUAAUAAUCAUGAUCCAACUAUUCAAUCAAUUCAUGAUCCAAUCAUUCAUUCCAAUGAUAUCAAUAAUAAUAAUAAUCCAUUCAUAAUUCCUUAUUAUAAUUUAACUUAUACAAUUACAGAAAAUCAACCAAUUAAUUAUUUUAUUGGACAAAUUAAUAUUGAUUUAUUAAAAACAAUUAAAAUCAAUAAAUCAUCAAAAUUAUUUCCUAUUUUAUAUAAUUCAUCAAAUAAAAUCAAUAUAUUUUAUAAAUUACAAAAAUCAUCUAAUUAUAUUACAUUAAAUGAAACAACAAGUGUCUUAGUAACAAAAAAUUUCAUUGAUUUAGAAACAUUAUGUCCAUAUUAUUGCCAUGGUAACAAAUAUUAUGCUGAAUUAAUGAUUAAUGUAAAUAUAUGGUGCUAUAAUAAUAAUAAUCAUAAUAAUCAUAUAAUUAGUAUUAUUAAUAUUAAAUUAAUCAUUAUUGAUAUCGAUGAUAAUUCACCAAUAUUUCCAUUAAAUUUAAUCAGACCCUAUAGAAUUCAAUUAAAAGAAGUGAUUUAUGGAAUUGGAAAAUCUAUUGAAUUACCUAAAGCAAUUGAUAUAGAUAUUAAUCCAAUUUAUUCAGAAAUAGUAUAUCGUAUUGAUCCAUUAUUACCAAAUGAUCGAUUAUUGAUUUUUAAUACAUUUCAUUUAAUGAUUAAUAAUGAUUCACGUUUAUUACUUAUAUUAAAACAUGAUUUAGAUUAUGAAUUAAUAAAAGAAUAUAAAUUUUAUUUAAUUUGUUCAUCACCAAAUAUUCAAGGAUUAAAUUAUACAUUUAAAUCAACUAUAGAAGAUCGUUUAGAAAUUAUUAUAGAAGUAUUGAAUAUUAAUGAUAUAGAACCAAUAUUUUCACAAACAAUCUAUGAAAUAGAAGUAAUGGAAAAUAGUAAAGUGAAUACAGUUAUAUAUCAAUUAGUUGCUACUGAUAAAGAUAUCAAUUCUACCAUUACAUAUUCCAUGGAGACUAAUAUUGAUUUAAAUAAUACAUCAAAAUUUUUAAUUAAAUCAAAUGGUCAAGUGAUAAUUAAAGAGCAAUUAGAUUAUGAACAAUGUAAUUUAUACAAUUUAAUAGUACGUGCUAGUGAUGGUGAAUUCUAUGCAUUUACUCAAUUAUUAAUUAAAAUUAUUGAUGUCAAUGAUGAAUUACCAGAAUUUUUAUUAAAUCCAUUACAAUUAAUAAUUAAUGAAAAUCAACCAGCUAAAACAUUAAUUGGUCAUCUUCUUAUUGUUGAUCGGGAUAGUCCAAAAGUGAAUGGUCAAGUACAUUGUGAAGAACCAUCACAUUUAAUAAGAAAUCAACCUAUUCUAUUUGUACAAGAAUCACUUUAUUUAAAUGAACAAACAUUAUUACAAAAAGAGUUUCAUCAUAAUAAUAACUAUUCUACAAUAUUCUCAACGUUGUCAUCAUCAUCCUCAUCCUCAUUAUCAUACCCAAAUACUGAAACUCAUGUUUAUCAACGUUUUACAUUAUAUAGUCAAAAUAAAUAUGAUCGUGAAAAUUCUACUGAUAAAUAUUUAGCUAUUUUAUAUUGUUGGGAUGGUAUUACUAAUUCCUUCAGUAAUUCCCCUUUAUCAGCAGAAUAUGACAAUAAGCAUGUAUCAAUGAAUUCAAUAUCAUCAUCGAAAAGUCUAACAGCAACAAUGACUAUUGUCUUACAUAUAUUAGAUGAAAAUGAUAAUGAACCAAUAUUUGAUAAACAAUUAUAUAAAGCUACACUUAAAGAAAACUCGCCUAUAAACACUAAAAUUAUUCAAAUACAUGCUACAGAUAAGGAUAUAGGAGAAAAUGCACAAAUUUACUACAGUCUACAAAUGAAUGAGCUUAUAAGACCUUUCUUUAAAAUAGAUCAAAUAUCUGGUUGGAUUUUCAAUUCAGCUGAAAUAGAUCGUGAAGCACAGUCAAAAUUUAAAUUAACAAUUCUAGCUAUUGACGGUGGUUUUCAAACAUUAAAUAAUCCAUUAUAUUCAUUAUUAAACAAUAAUACAAUACAUCAUACAGCUACAACACAAUUACUUAUUCAUAUAUUAGAUGAAAAUGAUAAUGCACCUGAAUUUCAUGGUCCAAGACAAUUUGCAAUUGAAGAAAAUCAACCAGCAAAUACAUGGACUGGUGAUCUACAAGUCAUUGAUAGAGAUGAAGGAUUAAAUGGUGAAGUAACAUUGAAAUUAUGGUUAAAUGAAAAUAUUAAUUCUAAAUCAAGAAUUAAUACUACUCAAUUAGUUACUGAAUAUGAUUUACCAUUUCAUUUAUUAAAUAAUGGAAGUUUAUUCACACGAAAAUCAUUGGAUAGAGAGAAUCAAUCUCAUUAUUGUUUUGAAGUGAUUGCCUACGAUAAUGGUCAAGAUAAAACUUACUCUACAAUAGAUACAAUUUGUAUACGUGUACUUGAUUUAAAUGACAACAAACCAUAUUUUAUUGAAAUUAUAGGAGAAUAUUAUGAUCUAAAUAAAACAUCUAUGAACCAAUCAUUAACUACAAUCAAUUCAAUCCCUAUGAAUCUUAAUAUGACUGAACUAAUAAACAUAUCACAUAUCAUCUCUUCAGUCCAUCUAUCCAUUAAUGAAAAACCAGGUUAUUGUAUAUGUAUUAUUAAAGCAUUUGAUAUAGAUGAAGGUAAUAAUGCAUUAAUACAUUAUAAUAUAAAACAACACUAUUUAAAUAGAACUAUACAAACAAUGAAAAAUAUUACUAUAUUAGAUGCAUUGAAAUUGGAUACAACAAAUGGACGUUUAUUAUUAACUAAACAUUUAUAUCAAGAUGAUAUUGGUAUUUAUCAAUUCAUAGUGAUUGUUGAAGAUCAUGGAAUCCCUGUACAAAAAUCUGAAAAAAUCAUUCAAUUAAUUAUUGAAGAUACACCAGCUCGUGGAAAUUGGUUACUUCCAGAAAUGAUUCAACAACACAAUACAUCUUCUAGUAAUUUUAAGUAUACCCUAUUAGAAGCGCAUAAAAUUUUCAUAGUUAUAUUAUUAUCUGGUAUGUCAACGUUUAUAGCUGCUUUAUUAAUGAGUAUUAUUCUAUGUGUGAUCAAACCAUGUCGCAAUAUCCAAAUGAAUAGUUCAACUAAAUGGUAUUAUAAAAGCAUAUGUAAUAAUAAUAAUAAUAAUGUUACUAAUCUUUAUACGAAAGAAUUUAAUGAGACAAUCUUCAAUCAUAACAAUGACAAGAAAGGAAUUGAUCAUAUAGAAACAAUGAACAAUAUUUACAAGUUUAGUUUAUAUAAUCAACAAUGUGAACACCAACCACAGCAACAACAACAAUCUGAUCACUUGAAUGGUUAUACAUCCGGAGGAAAUGUUGAUAGUUCAUUUGAUAAUAUUUCAUUGUAUACUAAUUAUCAAAAUCAAGAUCCAGAUCAAGAUCAAGAUCAUGAUAAGAAGUUAUUUAUUACUAAUGAUUGUUCAAGAAUAGAUUAUAUGAAAAAUUAUUUUAUACCAUAUUAUAAUUUAAUUGAAACAGAUAAAUAUUGUAAUCAUAUGAAUACUACUAGUAAUCAAACUACAUGUACAAUGAAUGUAAAUUCUAAUGAACAAGAAUUAAAUAGGAAUGAUGAAAUUCAACCAGUAUUUAUUGAAAGUAUUUUAACACCUUUGAAUAUAAUUAAAAAUACAUUUCAACUACCUGAAUGGAAUUCACUCAUUUUAGAAUUACCACAAAAUGACUGUCAACAAAUAUUAUUAAAUACAUCCUUUGAUGAUAAACAAUUGAAAUGUUCUUUACAUUUGCCACAACAGUUAAAUAGUAAUACUCAACUAUACGAUUCAUCUAUAAUGUCGAUUCCAUCAGUUUCAUUAGCAUCUUCGAAUAAUUCUACGGUGAAACCUGAUCUUAUUUUACUUCAGUGUACAAAUACGCUACCUAAUUCUUCAACUUAUUAUAUACAACAUGAUAGAUCUGUUUCAUUAAAUCCCACUUCUAUGUCUAAUACAGCGGUACUAUUGGAUCUUAGUACAACCAGUUUAAGGAAUCCUAACUCAGUGAAUAAAAGAAACAUAGAUUGUAGUGUACAAAAUAUUAUUACUCCAAUUGCUAGUGAAGAACAACGUUCAGAUAGUGGUCGAGGGGCAAGUGAUGAAGAAAAUUCCAAUCGAAUUCAUUUAAAUAAUAAAAAAACAAUUUCACCAUCAUUGAUCCAUUCAACUGAACAUGAUAAAACUGCCCAAGUAUCUGUACAUUCAACAAAAUGUUUAGAGAAUUUUCUAGUCCAAUGAAAUCAUAAGCUGCUUUGUUCUACCCAUUAUUGGGCAUUUUACCGACUAUCUAACAUACAAAACUAGCUUCAAGAAGAAUAUAUUUAUUUAAAUCAUCUUUAAAAAUGACAUAAAUCUUUGAAAUCAUUUUAUUGAGAGAAUAACCUUAUAAUUAAUCAUAUCGAAUGUUUCACUCUGUGUUUCCAAAGAUAACUGUUAAAAUAAAUGUUCAAAAGUCACAGUUUACUUUCUCAUUGUUAUGUAGUCGCUGUGCUUCAUUAACCAAUCACCCUCGUUACCGUUAUCAUAUAAUCCUCAAACGGUGCUUGAAAUCACAAGGCAAAGAUAAGCAGCGACUACAGUUUUAUUAGCACAUAACUCAGACCACUAAGCAGAGAUGCAGAAUGAGUGAGUCAGCGAACCGACAGUGAAGAGUGUGUAGGUUUAGAUGUACAUGUAUAUAUACAUAUAGGGAAAUGAAUGUAUCA
Messenger RNA from Schistosoma haematobium, 5169 nucleotides. RefSeq lists its product as uncharacterized. Gene Ontology annotation, biological process: homophilic cell-cell adhesion. Gene Ontology annotation, molecular function: calcium ion binding. The transcript is spliced from 10 exons. The record is from RefSeq and is a predicted model, not a curated record. Lineage: Eukaryota; Metazoa; Platyhelminthes; Trematoda; Strigeidida; Schistosomatidae. The coding region runs from base 305 to 4702 and encodes 1465 amino acids. Gene Ontology annotation, cellular component: plasma membrane.